ACAAGUCAUCUGUCAAGGUGUCAUCCAAACAAAAAAAAUUUAUGGAUUUGGUUGUGAAAAAGAAAAUAAAAAGACACGAAAAACAAAAUACCAAAAGAAUGUUUUAAUACCUAUAACUCACUCAUUUUUGUUUCUAGAGCAAAACCGAUAACAAUUUCUUCAUCGAAAUGGAGGAAAAAAAAGUUGCCGAUUAUUUUGUUGUUGCUGGAUUACCUAAUGAACCUGAAUUAUUGGAUAGUAAUUUUAUUUCAGAAGGACAACCAAAAACAAGACAUAGUCAGACUCCUAUUAUUGAAAUUGGGGUGAUAUUUCCCAGUUUGAAUGAGAAAUUGCCUGAAGGUUGGGAGAUAAUCAAUUAUACACCUACGGGGCUAAAUGCGGAUUUAAAUGAUGGUAGUUUACGAACAAACAAAUCUUACAUCUGUUACAAACGUGGAACUGAUAAGCCACCCUUAGUAGACAUUGGUAUUAUGUAUGAGGGAAAAGAGUAUUUAAUGUCCGAUGCAGAAAUAGUGAGAGAAAGUGUAGGUGGUAAUGUUGCUAAUGUAAACAAUUCAACAUCUCGAAUAUUCAUAACAUACAGGAGGGGCCUUCCAACUAUGCCAUGUAAUGCUCUUGUUGUUACUGAUAUAUGUGUUGUUAUAGCCAGUAAGGGAGAAUCUCCGCCACAUGCCUUCUGUUGUAUAAAUAAAAACUUAAACAAGGGUAUAGUGGGUAGUGAUGUAUUUUUAUGUUAUAAGAAGUCAAUGAACAAAGCAAAGUCCAUAACUUAUAAACCAGAGAUUCUGUCCAGGUAUCCAAUGGGAGAUUUGAGUGAUUUUCCUUUUCCAAAUUCUGUGCCUUUGUUCUGUUUGCCAAUGGGAGCCACUCUAGAGGUGUGGCCCAAGGAAGCAUCCCGUCCUAAACCUGUUUUCAGUAGUUUUGUGUUAACCGUUUCUGACGCUAAAUUUAAAAUAUAUGGAUCUGCUAUCACAUUUUAUGAAGAAUUUCCAAAGAAUCAGUUGACACAACAACAAAGAGAAAGUCUUGAAUACGAAGAUGAUUCUGACAAAAUACUGAAUGUAAAUAAGAGUAUCUGUGUACUCUCCCACUGGCCAUUUUCUGAUGCUUUUAUGGGCUGGUUGUAUUUUUUAUAUGAUGUAGUAUGUGGCAAUAAACCUCAACUAGUGCCUAUCGAAUCUUACAUUGUCCAACUUAUUGAUGAAGUUCCUUUUCCUAAACCAAGGACAUUACUUCAACUCUCUAUGCAACAUCCCUUUGAUAAAGCCAUUUUCACACAACCUGAUGAUCUUCCAUUGCCAAGAAGCGCUGCUAAAUUUAGAGAGUUGCUGGCUAAUUUAGGGCCCGAGAACUGCCUUCAGGUGUUGUUAUUGAUAUUGACAGAGCAGAAAAUAUUGAUCCAUUCUCUCAGGCCAGAUACUUUGACUUCAGUAGCAGAGGCAGUAUCUUCCCUCUUGUUUCCUUUUAAAUGGCAGUGCCCUUACAUACCUCUUUGUCCAUUAGGAUUGGUAGAAGUGCUGCAUGCUCCAUUACCAUUUUUAGUUGGUGUAGACUCCAGAUUUUUUGAUUUUCACGAUCCCCCACCUGAUGUGAGCUGUGUAGAUCUUGACACAAAUAUUAUAACAGUAGCAGAACAUCAACGACAAUUAUUAUCCGUAAAGUUAUUACCAAAAAGAGCUGCCAAAUGUUUGAAGGCCACCUUAGAGGCAAUAUAUCAUCGAUUGAGAUUACAUACCGAGAGCAAUGAACAGCCUCCUGAAGAGAAUAUCGAAACCGAAUUUUUAAAACGUAAAAAAGAACAAGCUGUAGAAUUCGAAAUAAUGGAGGCAUUCUUGAAAUUCAUGGUAUUAAUUUUGAAAGGAUAUAAAUCUUAUCUUCUUCCAAUUACUAAAGCUCCUACGAUCGGCACUACUGAUACAGAAGCGCUAUUUCAAUUAACAGAUUUCCUGAAGAGUAGGGACAAGUCAAACCAAAAAUUCUUCAGUUUACUUGUUAAGACACAAAUGUUCAGUCGCUUCAUUGAAGAAAGAAGUUUUGUGGACGACGAUCAAGGUUUAUCAUUUUUUGAUGAAUGUAUUGAACUGAUGAGUGAGGAAGUCGAUGUGAAAUUGGUGGAGCACGAUGGGAUAGUGAAAAGCGAUAAAACUAACUUUAUCCUACCACCAGAGCCAACCUUAACCACACCAAUAAUUUAUCAGAAUUUCACUCUGAAUCCAGUUUUGCUGCACAGUAAAAAGAAAAGUAAUUUUUCUUCUGCUCUCAACAAUAACUCUUUUUUGCCUGGAUCACCGAUGGCACGAAGAACGAAUCAUGAAAUCAAAACUGCCCAAAAAUUCGCUCGAAAAUGUUCACGUUCUCCAGAUCUUUGGGCGAAGUGUUUGUGUGGAGCUUGCCAUACAUUGUACUUUAUGAUGUUGCCAAGUGUAUUAGCUCUGAACCCAACUAAAGAGAAAAUUGUUCUUCAGCAAGCUUAUGAGCUUUUAGUGAGAGCUACUCAUUUACGUCUAGCAUGUGAUGAAAUCUGCUACAGACUCAUGAUACAGCUGUGUGGUGAGCACUCUAGACCUCUUCUAGCUGUAAAACUGUUGGUUCUGAUGAAGAAAUUUGGCCUACAACCAAAUGCUCUAACUUAUGGACUUUAUAACCGAUGCGUCUUGGAAGCAGAAUGGCCGGCACACUCUUCUUCUAGUCAGUUACUCUGGAACAAACUACGUAACGUUGUGUUGGGGGCGGCUCAUUUCAAAUGGGCUGGUAAAAGAAAAUCCAUGAGGAAUUCUACAUCUUCAAUUGAUGGAGUUUCGAGUUUAGAACCAAAUGAUAGAACUCCAUCCCAUUCUUCCCUAGACUCUCAUGAAAACUUACCAACUGAAUCCCUGCUGGAGAAAUUAGGGAGGAAUAUUUUCAGGGGUAAUAUUUAUGGUUCAUUCCAAUCUGUCAGUGACAAUGUAGAUAAUGCAACAUGUGAAGAUAAAGAGACUGCAAAUUAUUGCUCAUCUAAUGAAAGUUUCAUUGAACCUGAAUUGUUGGACAAAACCAAUGAUGCCAUCAAAAACGAGAAGUGUUUGGGUCCAGAAGGUUCUAAAAGUAAUACGAUGGGCGUUCAAAAUGAUGAUAGAAUUGUCAGCUCAAGCAAUUUCAGCCUAUCUUCUUGCUUAAAACUCAGUGAUCCACUAGGAGCUCUAGAUGACGAGGAUGAACAAUUCACCGUCAGGUGCAUACCUCAGGCCGUAUCUCCUAAUAUGCAAGAAAUUUCUAAAAUUUCGAAUACCAAUGGCGACGUAUAUGAAUCUACAACAAUAAAAAAGUCUGCCACUUUCGAAAAUAGUCCAGCCAACAACAAAUUGAUAAGGUCUGAGACAGUUCCCGCGUCAACUGUUGCUUCUAGUCUGGCUAGCUUAGGCUCAAGUAUUAAAAUAGGUUUCAGUACUACAAGUCUUGCUAGUAAGAAAUCAAAUGAACUGAUUCAGGGCGGACUUAGUUCGAUAAAAUCAGCUGCCAAUUCUAUGGUGAAAAAACUGGAUGAAAUAAAAGAAGCUAUUUCGACGUCAGCAACUUCAACGCCCGUGAAACACAAUAGAAACGGAGAGGGAAAUUAUUUCUCCAAUGAAGAUGUUGGCAAUGAAAACAGAGUUAGGAAAAUAUCUACAGAUUUUGAUAGCAUAAAGGUUAAUUGUACACCCAUGAAAGAUAUCGAGGAAAAGCUGCCGUCUUCUCUGUAUCCAUGUCCUAAUGAGAAACACUCAGGGAGCGAAUUGGACAUAUGCCUCACAUCCUGUUCACAGUGUCAUCACUGUAUGAAUAUUCUGUACGAUGAAGAUAUCAUGGCUCAUUGGUUCGCCGAGGAUUCGAACCUGAACACGAUUUGUCAAAACUGUGAGAAACCCACAGUUCCCCUCCUAACCAUAACGAUAAUGGGAACAAAUAUACCUGUCUGUGAUCCGUUCAGUGUGCCGUAUCUUAAUCCCCUCGUUUUACGUAAAGAACUGGAAAAUAUAAUCUUUCAAGAAGGCGACCUGUGUUUGACGGAAGUCAAGUUCAUAACUGAUCACCCUAUCAUCUAUUGGAAUCUUGUAUGGGUGUUUGAAAGAAUCAAUCUACAGACUUUUCUGCCGAAUCUAUAUUUGAAGACCAAGGUGGGAAAACGAAAAUCUGAAAAUUGCGAAGAACUGGAAUCUUUGGAUGGAAGUUACAUGCAACCGGUUGAAGCUGGCACUGAUCCUCUUUCUCAAGAAUUAGUGGCACAAGAACAAUUAUCUAUACCUGUGAGUGUUACCUGCUUAUGGGAUCAACCACGACUUCAUGGCGAUAAACCACCAAUGUACGUCUUUUGGGACCACAGAGAUUAUUCCUCUUCAACCCCAAAGAUGAUGUCAAAAAUAUUCAUGCAGAACAUUAUCAGUUAUAUCAGACUGAAUGACUUGACUGAGCCCAUCAAACUUUUGGCUGCCGAAAGAGAAAAACUUGUUGAGGAACUUGUAUGUGAAAAUAAAAUUCCCUACCCCUUGUACAGAGAUAUAUUAUAUUUAGCAUGUAAAGCAUUAGGAAGAGGUCAAAUUGAUUUGAAUAUGUUUGAUAAAGAAUAUUUUUCUGCCCAUUCACGGCUUACCGAGAGACCUGAGAACAAAUAUUUCAGCAAAAUCGUGAGGAAACAGGAUAAACCGAUUUGUUUGAAUUCACUGUAUUGUAGGCAAUAUUUUAAGCCGUUGACUCUACCUUAAAUCAUAUUUGAAUUAGUGAGUUAUGCAAUGAAAUACAAUUUUUCUAAUUUGCAAGAGAAUAAAAAUGUUUUUAUUUAUAUGAAACAUUUUUACAAAUGCACUGUGCUAAUUAACUACCUCUCUUAAGAAGCUUUUCAUCUGCUCUAUUUCUCUCAGUUAUCUGUUCUUGAAAGUAAAGCAACUUUGAAUAUGAAUGAGUGUGAAAUCUCAUGGAUAUAAAAGACAUAAUCGUUAGUUAAGAAAUACUGAAUGAAAAUUCAACUUUCUGUACAUUAAUAAGGAGGAAAUUGUAUUUCAUUGAAAUAAAUAAGUUAUUCCAGGUGUCUGUGAUUUGGAAAUAUGUUGAUGAUUCAACAGAAGUUUUAUACAAGAUAUUUUGCUUUACAUAGUUGAAAUUUGUUUUUCAAAUUAAUUUAUAAGUAGCAUACUGUAUUUGACUUCACAAUUUUUAAUUUAUCAUAUAUUUUGAACCAAAUUAAGUUUUCUUAGAUUAUUAAUAUUUGUAAUGAAAAAUAUUAAAUAAAUCUUUCAAUAAAUUAUAAAAAAUA
Messenger RNA from Coccinella septempunctata (seven-spotted ladybird), 5266 nucleotides. It is a transcript of the gene Crag, whose product is annotated as DENN domain-containing protein Crag. Gene Ontology annotation, biological process: regulation of Rab protein signal transduction. The record is from RefSeq and is a predicted model, not a curated record. Gene Ontology annotation, molecular function: protein binding. The transcript has 16 exons. Lineage: Eukaryota; Metazoa; Arthropoda; Insecta; Coleoptera; Coccinellidae. Gene Ontology annotation, cellular component: cytoplasmic vesicle. Bases 168 to 4718 code for a protein of 1516 amino acids.